AUGAAUUCACGGGCAAAAAGGUUCAAGAUUGGUGAUGAAAAUGUUGUUAGAGGGUUAUUGGAAGAGUCUGAGUCUGAUUUAAGUUCGUUUAGUGAAUUUGAUGACACGGAUGAGGACGAUACAUACAUGCCUCCAAACUCGUCAGGUGAUAAUCAAAGUUUCAAUGAUAGUAGUGAUAUUGAUGAAAAUACUUUAGAGGUAGUUAAUAACCAUCCAAAGACCUCUAAACAAACAUGGAAUGAUAUAACGAACCAAAACCAAAAAAAUUUUUUGUUCGAAAAAAAUCCCGGUCUAAAAAUUGAAAUACCGCACAAUGCAACAAUAUGGACAUACUUGAACUUAUUUAUAACUGACGAAAUAAUUAAUUUAAUGGUUGUCGAAACGAAUAAGAAUGCUGAUCAGGUGUUAUCUAAACAUCGAUUGACUAAAGCUAGUAGAUUUUCUAAGUGGGUGCCUACCAAUGAUGUUGAAAUUAAACAGUUCUUAGGUUUGCUUAUGUGGAUGGGGCUAGUCCAAAUGCCAAGUUUAAAAGAUUAUUGGAGUGUGAAGAUGUUAUACAAAAAUUGUGUAGCAAAAAAUAUCAUGUCAAGAAAUCGAUUCGAGUUGAUUCUCCGAUUUUGGCAUUUUGCCGAUAACGACCAAGCUCCUGAAAGUGAUAGAAUUUUUAAAAUUCGAAAUCUGAUUACAAAAAUGGUUCAUAACUUUCAAAAUAUAAUGGAACCAGAAGAAAUGAUGGCUGUAGAUGAAACAAUGGUUCCAUUUCGUGGGCGAUUAAAAUUCAAACAGUAUAUUCCUGGAAAGGCGCAUAAGUACGGAAUAAAAUUAUUUAAACUUUGUGGCGUUAACGGGUAUACGUAUAAUAUGGAAGUUUAUGCAGGCAAAAGCCAAACUGAUGGAAGAGGAUUAGGUUGCAGAGUCGUUGUAGAUUUAAGUUCCAGAUAUUUAAAUUGCGGCAGAACUAUUAUAACAGAUAAUUUUUAUACAUCGCUUAAUUUAGCCAAUGAGCUAUUAGAAAAAAAUACGCAUUUAAUCGGUACAUUAAGAUCCAAUCGAGUUAAACUACCAGAUGUUACAAAAGCAAAGCUACAACCAGGACAAAUAGUAGGAAAAGAAAAUUCAAACGGUAUUGUGGUUGCCAAAUGGCGUGACAAAAGGGAUGUCACCAUGUUAUCUACUCGCCAUGACAUUUCUAUGAUAGACACAGGUAAAAAAAAUAGAAAAAACGAAUCAAUAGUGAAGCCAAAAAUAAUAAUUGACUAUAAUGCUGGGAAGGCUGGCAUUGAUUUAUCAGAUCAGCUAUCCAGCUAUAGUAGCCCUGUACGAAAAUCCAUAAGGUGGUACCACAAAGUGGCAACCGAAGUCUUAUUAGGAACUGCAGUAGUGAAUGCAUUGAUAGUUUAUAACUUGAAUACGCCACAGAAUAAACUAAAGAUCACGCAAUUUCGAGAAUUAUUAAUUAAUGAAAUGCUUGGAUUCAUUGGAUUUAAUCAAUCAGAACAGGACCAAACUUCACUUGUGUUACCGAAAACACGACGAGCAAAACACGUUUUUAUACAAACUACAUUAAAGUGCAACAGAAACCGAAAACUGCGAAAGAGAUGUGCUCAUUGUUAUAACGAAAAGACAACUACUGUAGGAUCAGUACAGGCUUGCAAAGAUGUGAAAAGGGUUACAACUCUUUGCGAAACAUGUGAUGUUUACACGUGUGCUGAUUGUUUUAUCAAACAUCAUACAAAAUAA
Molecule: messenger RNA, 1740 nt
Organism: Rhopalosiphum padi (bird cherry-oat aphid)
Lineage: Eukaryota; Metazoa; Arthropoda; Insecta; Hemiptera; Aphididae
Product: piggyBac transposable element-derived protein 4-like
Exons: 2
Coding region: 1-1740 (579 amino acids)
Source: RefSeq, a predicted model, not a curated record